Hydra vulgaris (swiftwater hydra) is the source of this 884-nucleotide messenger RNA. Lineage: Eukaryota; Metazoa; Cnidaria; Hydrozoa; Anthoathecata; Hydridae. The record is from RefSeq and is a predicted model, not a curated record.
UUGCAACUUUUACGCGAAUAUUUUAUAAUUUUUAAAUCAAUUUAUUUUACAUUAGAGCAUGUUGAAUAUGAUGUUUAUAUUUUGUUUUUAUUUCUUAUCAUGUAAAAAUUAGAUUAAAUAGGUAAAGAACUAAUCAAACUCUUGAAGGGGAAUGUCUGGGUUGAAUUACGUCCUUAUAGUCUCUCUUGAUGAUGAUCACGAUGAAUUUGUCAAAAAGCUUUUAUUGAAUCUUGAGGAAGAUCAAACUUUAAAAUCGUAUAAACUGUCAGAUAUACAGCACGAGUAUAGUGAUUUGAUAAAAUAUUCAGACAAGCUUGAUAGAAUGCUUCAGAAUUUGAAUCGCAUGUUUCUUGUUAAUUCCGAUAACUUGCAUCUAUAUAUCGAGAAUGGGACAACCGACAACAAGUUUUUAAAAAUGCCUGGAGUAAAGGAAAUCCUUGAUCGUUUUAUUCGAUCAGAAGGUUGUCUUACUAAGGCAAAAAGCAAAAUUGUAUUAUUGUCUCCUGUUCACUUAAAUUCCCCUCCUGAUUAUUUAAAAGAUCUCGAAUAUAUAGAUGAGAUUUUUGAUGAAGAACGAAAUAUUGUAUCUAGUAAAAUUCAGCUUAUAUUGACAAGGUGUCGCUUUUAUCGUCAGCCGGAAGAGGUUGUUAACAACAAAACCAAUAAGAAAAAGAAAGGUUGUCAACUUAUGUAAUGUUAAAUAUAUGAAGUUGAACAUUUUUAUUAUUUAAAAAGAUCCUCCCAUUUUACGGAUCGUAAACAAAGAAAGACCAUAAAAAGACACUGGGCGGAAAAGUGUUGACAGCAGACUUUUAAUAAUUUAAGUUAUUAUCAUCGUUUGUAAAUUAUUUAGUCGCAUAUAAUAAAUAUUUAGUCGCAAUUUA